AUGAAAACACGUGUUGUGAGUCUUUUUGUCGAUUUCUUUGACUCGUACUCCUACAACAUCAUCCACUACUUACGCAAGGUGAACAAGGCAGAGCCCAUAAUAGUGCACCCAGGAGAAGUGUCUUUUGAGGAAUUUAUGAAAAGGUAUUAUGACAAAGUGGACAAUGUAGUGUUAUCUCCAGCAUAUGGAAAUCCCGAAACGAAUGGAAAUCCUGGUGAUUUCAUUGUAGAUUUGCUAAAGAGGAAGAUUGAUAUUCCUAUAUUGGGAAUAUGUUAUGGGCAUCAGCUAAUAUGUUACAUCUAUGGAUGCAAAAUAAAAAAGGUGAAAAACAUGUUUCAUGGGGAUACUAAUAUAAUUAAUAUAUGUAAAUAUGGAAAUAUAGUUAGCGAUUUGUUUAAGAAUAUAAAUGAUGGAUUCAAAGCAACAUGUUAUAAUUCCUUAAAAGUGAGUAAAAAGAUAAGUAAUGCUUUCCUAAUAACAUGUUACUCCAUUUGUGUAAAUGAAUAUAUAGUUAUGGGCAUACAACACAAACAUUUGCCAUACUAUACUGUCCAAUAUCAUCCAGAAUCCAUCGAAAGUGAAUUCAGCACAACUUUUUUCGAGAAUUUUAAAAAUAUUACCUUAAAGAGUCACAAGUAUGGGGGAAAACCUGUCAAUGUCAACUACAGGGAAUGUGAUUUAUGGAAUCAAUAUAUUCAGGUAGAGAUAAAAGGAGCCCAAAGCAGAAAUGAACACAGUAAGAAAAAGUGGAAAAUUAAAGUUGUGAAAAUUUCAGGAGUGCCAAAUUUGUGUAAAUGUGCACAGGACAUUUUUAAAACUGUUUCUUAUAACGAAAAAGAUGUGUCUUUUUGGUUAGAUAGCAACAACGAAGUUUUAUAUACAUCAGUGCAAGGAGAUUCAAAGUGGGGUCAAAACAGUGGCUCUUCUACUGCUUCUUUUGCUACUGCCUCUCCUGCCACUGCCUCUCCUGCUUCUACCUCUGGGCAUGACCAUGAAGCGGAUGAGAACAGGGACGAACGGAAUGAUGCUUUAAACAAUUCAAGGUUUUCUUAUAUGGGAAAUAGCAAAGGGCAAUUAAGCGAAAUGAUAGAGUACUAUUAUUCCGAGGAUGAGGGAACGGAUCAUAUUAACGGAACAAUUGUUCAUUUGAGAAAAGCUCAAAAUGACAAAUUGUAUAAAAUUAGCUAUUUUAGUGAAGAUGCAAAUAAUUGUCUCGUUUAUCAUUUACAAGACAGGAUAAACGAUUUUAAAAAUAACUAUAAUAUCCAUUUGGAGGAAAUAAAAAUAGAAAAUAUUUUUCUCCAUGAAGAAAAAAAUUUGACAGAACGUGAUGUCAUUUUUAGUAAUAAGAAAGCUAAUAAUGCACAUUCUAAUUCUAGGAUGAUAGAACGGGGUAUUAACAUGGUGAAAUAUAACAGUGGUGUAGGAGAAGUUGCACACAGAGGUGCUGAUCCUUCUUAUGAACGAUACGUAUCAAAAGGUAUAGUGGAAGAUGACGAAUUUAUAAUGCAUAAGGACUCUUGUUUGUUGGGAUACUUUGGUUUCUUCACAUAUGAAUAUAAAUAUGAGACUAUGAAAAAUUUAUAUAACAAUAAAUGGAAGAAGUAUAUCAAAUGUGAUGAAAAAAAUACAACUCCAAUAUGUGUUUUUAUCUUCCCCCAAAAUUUUAUCACAUUUGAUUUUGUUAAGAAGUGCAUAUAUUUAAUUUCUCUCGAGCCGGAAAAGACAAUUCCUAACCCUACAAUUGGAAAUUUCUCUAGCAGAACAAACUCCUCAUGUAUGCACUGUCCAUUUGACAGUGAUCGCAGUAGUCCAGAUGUGGAAGAUAUCCUACUGUAUAAUGCAAAAUGGAAUUACGAGACUAUUCAUACAAUUGUGCAAAUCGUCAAAAUGUCAUCAUAUUGUAGUAGAGACAACCAAAUAUCUCCAACGUAUGGUGAAAUAGAAAAACCAAUUUUACCACUUGAACAUUUGUCGAAAAUAGAUAAAUGCAAUAAGAACAAAAUAAUUUUCACCCCUGUUGUAAGGAAAUUGGAAUAUAUAGAAAAUGUAAAAAAAUGUAAAGAAUACAUUGAGAAGGGUUCUUCAUAUGAACUCUGCUUGACAACGAAUUUUCGUGGUCAUUAUUUCAUAUCAGAUAGUGAUUCCACCCCCCUUGAUUUGUUAAAUAUGUAUAUGUAUGUAAGAAACAUCAAUAAGGUCUCCUACAGUUGUUUCAUACACUAUCAUCGUAAAAUAAAUAUUCAAUCAAUCUCAACUGUUAGUAUGCUAACAUCGAUAGAUGAAGAUUUAAAAUUCACAAUAAUGUGUUUUAGUCCAGAAGAAUUUCUUAGAAAAAAUAAAGAUGAAAUUCUGUUUAGUAAACCAAUUAAGGGUACAAUAAAGAGGGGAAAGACGAAAGAAGAAGAUAUACAAUUUAAAGAACACCUCUUGAAUAAUAAAAAGGAAAGAGCUGAAAAUUUGAUGAUUGUAGAUUUGACAACAAAUGACUUCAACAGAAUGUGCCAAAUGGAUACUGUUCAAGUGAAGAAAUUGUUUCACAUAGAAACAUACACAUAUUUACACCAAAUGGUGUCUCAAAUAUGCGGUAAAAUAAAACCUCAUAAAACUUUUGCCCAUGCAAUUCUAAAUAUCUUUCCAGGUGGUUCCAUGACAGGGGCACCGAAACCUAUAUCCAUCUCGAUUCUGCAAGACAUUGAAAAGAUCCCUCGGGGUGUUUACUCUGGAUCUAUUGGGUUCAUCUCUGUCCAGGGAAAUUUCAUUCUUAACAUAGUUAUAAGGACGGCCAUAAUAAAAAAUAGUACAAUCUUUGUAGGAGCAGGUGGUGCUGUUACAAUUAAGAGUGAUGAGACGGAAGAGUAUGAAGAAAUGCUUCUUAAAUUUAUGAGCGUGGCACGGCCUAUUUGCUCCUAUUUGUUGGAACAUCAUAAUGUACAAGUGGAAUACAAAUAUUAG
This is a messenger RNA of Plasmodium gonderi, 2955 nucleotides long. Its product is annotated as para-aminobenzoic acid synthetase. The transcript is spliced from 4 exons. The coding region runs from base 1 to 2955 and encodes 984 amino acids. Gene Ontology annotation, biological process: L-tryptophan biosynthetic process. Lineage: Eukaryota; Apicomplexa; Aconoidasida; Haemosporida; Plasmodiidae. The record is from RefSeq and is a predicted model, not a curated record.